AGCUGUUACUGAGUCAUGUAUUUGGUGCCUGCAUUUCUCUUUACUAGUGCUACUGUGGCUGAUAUUUAGCCAUUUGUAGGGUGAUCCUUUUGAGGUAAGUUAUUAGCAAGACUUAAAAUAGAAACAACAAGUUUCAACUUCAUUUGACAUAAGAGAACAAACUAAACACUGCUACUUACCUGAAAAAUGUCUGCUACUGUCCAGGACUUUGAGCUUGUGAGAAUUCAGACUUGUGUUCUUAAAGUUCAGAUCAACUGUCAUGGAUGCAUGCAGAAGGUGAAGAAACUGCUUAAAAGAAUUGAAGGGGUUUAUCAAGUGAAAAUGGAUGUGGAUGAACAAGUGGUCAUAGUAUCUGGGAAUGUGGACUCAGCAACACUGAUCAAGAAGCUAAACAAAUCUGGAAAACAUGCAGAGCUUUUAUCAGAAAACCCAAUGGAAAACCAAGAAACAGAACUACUCUACAAGUGGUUAAAUGAUGACUUUCACCAAAACCAGGGAGGUCUAAGCUGGUGUGACGAUGAGAAGACUCAAAACAGAGAACUCCUUAACUGGCUCAAUAAUACCAAGCAUCAAAACCAAAUGCACAGCUUGUACAAUUCUCUUGGAGCCUCCAAGAGACGGCCUAUGUGUUCCCCUAUUGAACGAGGCUUCGAUCACUGGGGCAACAAACAGUUUUUGGACCAGAGUAUUGGAAUUGACUCUCUCUCAGGUGAAGCAAAUCGGAACCUUUUUGCACUAGGAAACAUGGAUUAUCCAUAUAAUGUUCAGGAAGAAAGCAUCAUUAACAAUGCAGAUUUCGGAAGAACUUCUGCAUUUGGAUAUCUCCAAAGUCUACAAGGUAGAAGAAAUUCAAUGGUUGAUUUUCAAGGUCUCCGAGACAGUAAUCCUAGUUUUGCUCCAAACCAAGGUCUCAGAAGUAUUAAUUCCUGUUUUGCUAAUUGGGGAAGUGAAGAACCAGGUCUACAGAACUUGCACACUGCUCAAGGGGAAUAUGGAUAUCAACCAAGGCCAUUCAGUGAGAUGAAUGACAUGCAAGCUUUCCAUUACAAACAUCCAUCUUCAACAAUGAACUCUUUUUUUGAUUACCCUCCAACAAUGAUGAACUCUUACAGGCAGAAUAGCCAUGACAAUGGCAUUGGCAACAUCAUCAAUGAUAUUUACACAUAUCAACCAGGAAGGAUUCUCAAUCAGACACCCUAUGGUGUCUUCCCACCCAACAUCAGCCAUUCUUGGAACAUGAAUAACUAUAACAAUUGAGAGACUUACCAUCCGUACCUAUAUAUAUAGAUUAGA
This is a messenger RNA of Solanum verrucosum, 1293 nucleotides long. RefSeq lists its product as uncharacterized. NCBI's taxonomy places the organism in Eukaryota, Viridiplantae, Streptophyta, Magnoliopsida, Solanales, Solanaceae. The transcript is spliced from 3 exons. The record is from RefSeq and is a predicted model, not a curated record. Gene Ontology annotation, molecular function: metal ion binding. The coding region runs from base 187 to 1257 and encodes 356 amino acids.